UUUCUUUAUUAAAUAAACUCGUACUCCCCUUUUCUUUCUCUUCCUUUACCUCUCCGCUCGGCAUUCAGGUACAUAUACAAUUACAGAGGUCAUUGUUCAAGACCCUUCCUUCCCCUCGCGAUCGGAUAAAUCAGGUCUCCAUGUUUCAACCCCUUGUUCUCUCCCCGCCUUGAAGCAAGAAACUUGUCUUUAUUUCCACCCCCCAAUCAACACCAUGUUAUCAGUACAAAGACAUUUCGGUAAAUUGAUGAAGAGGUCCGCCGACGAAAGCCAGGUGGCUAUCCUCCUCAAAGAUUUCGAUGAAGCAGAUAAAUUAUUGGGCAGGAUCAUUGAUUCUACGAAAGCUUGGCGAGAUGCUUGGUCCUCCCUCCUCGCCUACCAGGCGCGAAUGCUCAGCGAAUUAGAAGGAUUAUAUGCUCCCAUUGUUGCCUCCUCCGACUCCUCGACAGCUGGCAAAGGUGUUCAGACGCCCCAAGAAACAUUGGCCCGAACCGCUAAGCUAGCGCAAGAAUAUGAAGAGUUGCAGAACGAGCUCUUAGAGGAGCUCAAUGCCAUCAAUGAACGUAUGAUCAAACCCGCCACCCAGGCCAGGGACUAUAUGAAGCCUUUGGAAAAGACAAUCAAAAAGCGGGACGACCGAAAGCUAGAUUACGAGCGCUACCAAGGUCGCGUCGACAGCUACUCGAAAAAGACGAAGCGAUCGGACCGGGACAAUGCAUCGCUGACCAAAGCUGAAAAUGAUCUCGCGAGAGCAAGAGAAGAAUAUAACGCCGCAGACGAGCACUUGCGAAAAUGCCUACCACCAAUCAUCACCGCCGCAUUCUCUCUCCUCCCGCGUCUCCUAGCCACCCAGAUCGAGAUCCAGAAUACCAUGCUAGCAAAUUACUACACCGUGGUCCAGAACUAUUGCGAACAGGAGCACUUCCCCUCACCAUCACCUCCGAUGGAACAGAUCAUCCAAGACUGGGAACACUCCCAUCUACCUAUCCAGCAAGAAGUCGAAGCACUCGGCUGUCUCGUAAACGGCAAAGCAGUGCGUCUAUCCCCAGGAUUGGACGAUCAACGAAACGGACACAGCCGUCUACCGAAUGGAUUCAACUUCCGUCGCCCCUCGAGCAGCAGUGCCACCGGCCCUGCACCGGCCCUGCACCAACCAACCUCCCCUGGCCGUAAACUCUCCGCCCCGUCCCCAGUCUUCGAAACAAAACCAUCCCCAGUAAUGGAAACCAAACCCCGCAUGAACAACCUCGCCUCCUCCCCUUCCUCUACCCUCGCCGUCCCAACGGCCCAUCUCACCCCACACACCUCAGCUUCAGCUUCCUCCCCAGCGGAAUCCUACACCUCAGCCCGAACAGACUACUUCAGCCGCAAUCAACAUCCCUCGGACAGCCCCGCGACAUCCCCAGGUUAUGGGGUGCUCGCGGCCGCGAAGAAGAAACCACCACCUCCCCCUCCGAAACGGAUCGGUUCAAACCAGGGCUUAUACGUCACGGCUCUCUAUGACUUCGGUGGCCAGAGCUCCGGCGAUCUCGCCUUUCGCGAAGGGGAUAGGAUUCGUGUUGUGAAGAAAACGGAUAGUACAGAUGAUUGGUGGGAAGGCGAACUCCGUGGUGUUAAGGGGAGCUUUCCGGCUAACUAUGUGGAGUGAAAAAAAAUAUAUAUAUGGCGAGUUUACUUUCAUUCCGGAGUUACAGGGCGAGAUAAUGAAAGUUGGACAGGGGAAUUGUCCGUUGUUACUUAUAGUUCAUUGGCACUUAGUUUCGUGGCUCCCUGAGCAUGAUGAGAUACUCUAUUUCCCUUGUUUAUAUCUCAGCAUGUACCUAUCUUCAAAAAGGAACAUGAGAAGCAUGACUGAAUGACUGAUGAAUUUAAUUCAAUCAUUAGAAUCGUAUACCUCCGGUGACUACCGUUUACUAUACUCUAUGCGAAUUAGAACUACCUACUUAUUGCCUUUUUAAGACACUAGGGCUUGGAAUAGUAAGGUUCGAGACUCGUCUCAUCCGAGUUGUUCCGUUCUUUCUUACUCAAAGAUGUUGAAAAUGUCUGCGUAUGGUUGUGCAUCAGUAUAUGGGGCACUCGACUAAACAAUUGGUUAUGUAGGUGAGGGCAGAGACUUGAAAAAUAGGGAAGAUCUCUAUAGAUAGAUGUGAUUUUAUUUAACUACGCCUAUUCUUAUUUCACCUGAGAAGAAGAAAAAAAGUACAACUAUGAUGAACGGAGCAGAACCCCUACGUCUACGUGGCUA
Aspergillus alliaceus is the source of this 2245-nucleotide messenger RNA. Its product is annotated as BAR and SH3 domain-containing protein. The record is from RefSeq and is a predicted model, not a curated record. Bases 215 to 1648 code for a protein of 477 amino acids. Gene Ontology annotation, molecular function: protein binding; lipid binding. The transcript has 4 exons. Gene Ontology annotation, cellular component: actin cortical patch; mating projection tip; medial cortex. Gene Ontology annotation, biological process: plasma membrane tubulation; endocytosis; actin cortical patch localization. Lineage: Eukaryota; Fungi; Ascomycota; Eurotiomycetes; Eurotiales; Aspergillaceae.